AAUUAUCUCUAAUAAUUUCUCCGAUAUUUUACGCAUAAUUUAAAACAAAUUUAUAUCGUUGAAGAGAAAAUGCGAUACUUUCAGGAUGAAAAAAAAACAUUCUUUUCAUGCAACUGUUUUGCUGCGUCGUAAAAGCAUAGAGUUUAUAAAGUGACCGCGAACGUAGAUAUUUUAAUGGAAAGCUUAUUAGGCUCACUUCAAUUGUAUCGUUCUGCCAUCUGACGAGCGGCGUGGCAAGGUAAAGCGAGACGGCAGUGAUGGCCGCCAUCGCGAGGCCUUUAAUCAGUGACAAGUGAUUCGGAACGGUGUUUUUUCGCAUUUAGUGUUAAAGGAAUUGAAUAUAUUUAGCUGGGAGCCACGGUUCAGGCCCCGCCGGGCCUUAAUAAUCGGUUGCAACGAAGAAAUGAACAGUCCAGGACCGUCGUCGUCCGGUGGCUAUCCGUGUGUGCGCUGCGACGAGGGGGCUAGCGAUAUUCUGUCGAUAAGUAACCAGAAGAAACGAAAAUUAACCACGGAAGACAGCGAUGAGAGCGAUUAUCAGGACACCGAGUAUCAGGACAGUGCGAUCAUGUAUUACGAUGAAUUCGAUCGCGAUAACAGCGAAGCGACCUUCGACGAGACGGACAACGAAAGCGACGUCGAUUUAGAGAGCGAGGAAUUGAACGAGUUGUUCGAAGACGUCGACGACGCUGACGAGUGGACUUGCGACGGUGACUUUCAAAGAUUAUCGUUCGAGGGUAAUCCAGGUUUGCAAUGUGCACCGAACGGAGCGGACCCCUACGACUUCUUCGAGUUCUUGUUCGAUAAUUAUUUCUUUUCGACGAUCGCGAUGGAGACGAAUCGAUACGCGGAAACGAAAAGCAACAAUCAAUGGAAGGAGAUGACCGUGACGGAAUUCAAGACGUUUCUGGGCCUGUUGUUACACAUGGGUACCAUCAAAUGCCCGAAAUUACAAAACUAUUGGAGCACCCAUCGAUUAUUUGGUUUCCAUUGUUUCCCUCAACGCAUGAGCAGAAACAGAUUUCACGAUAUUCUACGUUCGUUGCGUUUCUCUUCCGUCAACGGAAGCAACGAUCGGUCGAGUAAGAUUCAACCGGUCAUCGAUUAUUUCAACGAUAAAAUGAAACAAGUUUAUUACCCGCACAAAGAGUUGUCCUUGAACGAGAUAUCGCUCGGUGGAAGAGACAGAUCAGCGUUCCGACGACACGUCGCAGAGAAGAAACACCGACGCGGCGUCAAACUGUACGCCUUGACCGAUAGUUCCGGCAUGGUUGUCCGCCUCGAAGCGUCCACCGCGACCGCAGCUGCGAGCGCAUGCGCGACCGAAAGCGGAACCGGAGACGACGUGAGCGGCAGAGCUCACGUGACCCAAGUGGCGCUACGUUUGAUGGAGGAUUUCUUACAGAAAGGACAUUCGGUGUUUGUCGAUCGUUUUUGUUCGAGUUUCGCGCUGAGCAAACAGUUGCUCGAGGAGAAAACUUAUUCGACGUCGGUGCUACGGGGAUUAAGAAAAGCAAACGGCGAGGAUGUGAUCAAAACGAGGCUGGUUAGAGGCGAGGCGAUAUCUCGUCGUAAAGAUAACUUUAUGAUUGGUAAAUUCAGGGACGAGAAGGAAGUUUUAUUUCUUUCCAGCGAGUUUACGGCGGACAUGGUGGAGUUGGAGAAUAAAAGGAAGGAGAAAUAUAAGAAACCUUUCGCUCUCCAUAAAUAUAACGAAUCGAUGAGCAACGUUACGAAAAGGAAUUAUAUGUUAUCGUGUUACACUUGCUCCAGAAGAACGUUUAAAUGGUAUAUUCAGUUAUGGAUAAACGCGAUCGAAAUGUUGUUGUUGAAUUCGUUUUUUCUCUAUUACAAGUAUUCACCGUUGGUUAGCAAAUUGAAUUUUCACGAUUUUCGUUUGAACAUUAUCGACUCUCUGUUGUUCGAAAAUCAUAGGGAAAACGUGCAUCUUGCUUACCGCGAAUCCGAACAUUUACCCGAAAUGUUGCCCAGAGGUUUAAAUAAUAAAGUAAGAAGAAAGAGGUGUAGACAGUGCUUCGCGAGUUGCGUGAGAAAAGAAACGAAUUAUUUCUGUAGCGGGUGUAAGGACAAUCCGGGCUUGUGUUUAGGAAAAUGUUUUAGGGAGUAUCAUAAGCGUAAAUGAUAUUUUUAUGGAUUAUUCGUUGCGAACAUUUUAUAUUUUAUAUUAUACGUACGAGUAUAUAUUUUACUCGAGCUGUUUCCGUGUACUUUCACGACGUUUCCGAUCAAAUUCACAUUUAUUCGCUCGUUCUUCUACAAUAGUUGCACAAUUACGUUUCUAUUUUACGGAGCUUUGCUUUUUAUCGUUAGUUUUCAACUUAGAUACGAUUAUUUCCUACGAUUACUUUAUUGUAUACGUGCUAUGGAAAAUAUGAAAAUUAUUUAUUUUACCGUUAACAUAUUAGCAGAGAGAUUUUACUCCGUCGAAUAUUUCUUUAUUUUCUUCUUUACGAAGAGAAAAGUUAGUUAACUUUAGGACUAAUUUUGGUUUAUACAAAGAUAGAUGGAAACAAACAAAUUUAUAGGGCAAUAUCUUUUUGUACCGUUCUUUCUGUGUGUUACCUAAUCUUUUAAUCUCCCACAUUUUCGAAAUAAAUUUUAUUUUUGAUCAAGUA
This is a messenger RNA of Megachile rotundata (alfalfa leafcutting bee), 2636 nucleotides long. Its product is annotated as piggyBac transposable element-derived protein 4-like. The record is from RefSeq and is a predicted model, not a curated record. NCBI's taxonomy places the organism in Eukaryota, Metazoa, Arthropoda, Insecta, Hymenoptera, Megachilidae.